Molecule: messenger RNA, 1794 nt
Organism: Alligator mississippiensis (American alligator)
Lineage: Eukaryota; Metazoa; Chordata; Crocodylia; Alligatoridae
Gene: ACAA2
Product: acetyl-CoA acyltransferase 2
Exons: 10
Coding region: 39-1232 (397 amino acids)
Biological process (GO): fatty acid beta-oxidation
Molecular function (GO): acetyl-CoA C-acetyltransferase activity
Source: RefSeq, a predicted model, not a curated record
GGGAGGGGCGGUCCGUUUCCGGCGCGGGUAGACUGGCUAUGGCGCUGCUGCGAGGUGUAUUUAUUGUUUCAGCCAAGCGAACCCCUUUUGGGGCUUAUGGAGGCUGGCUCAAAGAUUUCACAGCCACUGACCUGUCUGAGUAUGCUGCUCGUGCUGCACUAUCUGCUGGGAAAGUCUCUCCUGAGAUCAUUGAUAGUGUCAUCGUUGGCAAUGUCAUGCAGAGCUCUGCAGAUGCAGCUUAUAUUGCAAGACAUGUUGGUCUGCGUGUGGGAGUUCCUGUCCCAGUUCCAGCCCUCACUGUCAACAGACUCUGUGGCUCUGGUUUCCAGUCUAUCGCCAGUGGAUGUCAGGAGAUUUGCCUUAAUGAGUCAGAAGUGGUUCUUUGUGGUGGAACAGAAAAUAUGAGCCAAGCUCCUUAUGCUGUUCGAAACAUUCGAUUUGGAACAAAAUUCGGAGUGGAUCUUAAGAUGGAAGACACUUUAUGGGCGGGCCUAACAGACCUACACAUUAAAACUGCUAUGGGAGUUACAGCAGAAAAUCUAGCUGCAAAACAUAACAUCACACGAGAGGACUGUGACCGAUAUGCAUUGAAAACGCAACAGAGAUGGAAAGCGGCUCAAGACGCUGGUUAUUUUAACGCUGAGAUGGCACCUAUUGAAGUGAAAACGAAGAAAGGAAAAGAGAGCGUGGCUCAGGAUGAGCAUCCAAGACCCCAGACUACCCUGGAACAGUUGGGAAAGCUCCCAACCGUCUUUAAGAAAGAUGGGACUGUCACUGCUGGAAACGCUUCGGGUGUGUGUGACGGGGCUGGUGCAGUCAUCAUUGCCAGUGAAGGAGCACUUGAAAAGCACAGUCUUACUCCACUGGCUAGAAUAGUAGCCUACCAUGUGUCUGGAUGUGACCCCAACAUCAUGGGCAUUGGCCCGGUGCCUGCCAUUACUGAAGCUCUGAAGAAAACAGGACUGUCCCUUGAAGACAUGGAUUUGGUGGAGGUCAAUGAGGCCUUUGCUCCCCAGUACUUGGCAGUGGAAAAAGUUUUGGGUCUAGACCCUGAAAAAACUAAUGUCAGUGGAGGUGCCAUUGCUCUAGGUCAUCCCUUGGGAGCAUCAGGAUCAAGGAUCACUGUUCAUUUGGUUCAUGAAUUAAGGCGUCGUGGUGGCAAAUAUGCAGUUGGGUCAGCUUGCAUUGGAGGCGGCCAAGGUAUUGCUGUCAUCAUUGAGAACAUUGCCUAAGAGAGAAUUUGGAAACUUUGGUGUUCUGUUUUGCAACUAAGUCCUAAACAGCUGCUACAUCCUCUUCAAGCAAAGGAAAGACAGGAAAAGUGGAAAGAGAUCACAUUGUGUUACAAACACGGAGCGUCACUACCAAGUUUGAUCUGGUGACAAUUCCGCAAGAUGAAAAGGCUGAAAAUUCUGUUUUCAGAACAGAGUGACUUGAGUUAUUCUUCAUAGACAAUUAAGUGUAAUGCCAAUAUAACCUCACUUUUUAAAAAAUAUUUCUAUAAACUCCUUCCCACUGAAUUAAACUUUGUGUCUAAAUGCAAAAUUCUCCUUACUGCUUAAGAAAAUAAUGUCUGCCUGUUGGUCACCGAACCUGCCUUAUAAUGAAAUGUGUGGCAUAGCAAUGCCAAAUCUGCCUUGGAGUCUCUCUCUAAAUAAGUUUCCUACUGCGUACCAGUAAAUGGGACUUUGGACUAUUUGACGUUUCCAUCAAACCCUGUACUACCGACUAGAAUGAGAACUGUGAAAGCUCUGUUGUGCCUCGCAAUAGAACAAUAAAAAUUAUACUGAAGUA